UAUAAAAAAUUUGUGUGACACCACAUGGACAAUCGGCUGGAAACUUCACUUGCUCCAGAUAAAAUAAACAGCAAGAAGAGCAACAAAAGCGUUGAUGUUAUUAAAGAGGAUCGGCUUUCCUCGAUUGAAGUUAAGGAUUUCUUGGAACCAAUUCCAAGUUCCCCUGGAAGGAUCCCACAGGUCGAAGUUUCUGAUCCAGAAGCUGGGGGAACUGUUGGACUGGAUGCAAUUGUUAAUGACACUAACAUUUCUGGCGAAGUAAACAUGGAAGCGCUCAUAGUUCCUGAUGAUGUAAUAAGGGCUGGAGGUUUUGGGGCCAGAGACGAUAUAAGUAGCUUUCUUCCAGUUGCUAGUGAUUCUACAGACUUUGAAGCUGCUCUGCGUGAUGCGCGAGACUAUGAGGAAUUGCAAGAGGAAGUGUGCAGACCGGGUCUUGGCUGGACAGAAGGUGCACAAAGAGAAUAGCUACCUCGUCACUAACAAUUGCGCGAGUUGAUAAGCUCAACUUCUUUUGUACUUCUACACCAUUAGCUCGAUCAUCACUCUCUUUGAUGUACCUAGUUCUCUGAUGCGCAAGUUUGAGUCCCCUUAUAAAUGUUGUUGCAAGUCUUGUAACUCACAAGUUAUGAACUUAACUCAAAGAGUAAUUGAAUCUUUUCACUU
This is a messenger RNA of Rhodamnia argentea, 663 nucleotides long. RefSeq lists its product as uncharacterized. The transcript is spliced from 2 exons. Bases 25 to 465 code for a protein of 146 amino acids. Lineage: Eukaryota; Viridiplantae; Streptophyta; Magnoliopsida; Myrtales; Myrtaceae. The record is from RefSeq and is a predicted model, not a curated record.